Messenger RNA from Eremomyces bilateralis CBS 781.70, 2141 nucleotides. RefSeq names its product choline-sulfatase. The record is from RefSeq and is a predicted model, not a curated record. Gene Ontology annotation, molecular function: sulfuric ester hydrolase activity. Lineage: Eukaryota; Fungi; Ascomycota; Dothideomycetes; Eremomycetales; Eremomycetaceae. Bases 360 to 2048 code for a protein of 562 amino acids. The transcript has 4 exons.
GUCAAACCUGUGUCAAUUCGACACCCAGUUAUCUUCGCAUAACAUAGAAAGAGCACGGACUACCUAUUGUGGAAUAAUUCACUGCAUCAAUCGGAAACCGGACUAUUGCACUCGUCGACAGUGUCGCGUGCUUCGAUUGCUCCCCUUCUCCCACGAGACGACUGGUCGUGUGACCUCGCCACCGCCUAGUCUUUGUCUCAAAUUCCAUCUUUAGUUCUGCCCUAUACGGACCUCUGUCUUUUCCAAGAAUUUCAAACUCCUUCCUUGGCUCUUCAGAGGUGGCUUGCAGUCUAGACCCAAGUUUGUAGGUGUUUGUCAAAGCAAAUUCACCCCGAGCACUCCUGUGUCCCCCAGCAAUAAUGGCCCCUCACGCCGAAUCUCCGCCUCUACCAGAGAGCUCAUGGGCAGAAAAUGGUCCCGCAUAUCUGCCAUCGGAGCACACGGAAGCGGUCAAGCCCAAUAUUCUCUAUAUCAUGGCCGAUCAGUUGGCUGCACCACUCCUUCGGAUGCAUGAUGCAAAGUCACCCAUUAUUACCCCCCACCUCGACUCCCUCGCAGAGUCGGGUGUUGUCUUCGACAGCGCGUACUGCAACUCUCCGCUCUGCGCGCCGUCACGGUUCUGCAUGGUCACAGGCCAGUUGCCUUCCAAGAUCGGCGCUUACGACAACGCUUCCUUCCUACCCUCAGAUGUCCCCACCUUCGCCCACAUGCUCCGUGGCGAGGGGUACGAGACAACCCUAGCUGGAAAGAUGCACUUCAUCGGCCCAGAUCAGUUGCAUGGCUUUGAAAAUCGGCUCACACCAGACAUCUAUCCGGCCGAUUUCGGCUGGGCAGUGAAUUGGGAUAACCCGGAGGAGCGCCUUGAAUGGUACCACAAUAUGAGCUCCGUCUAUCAAGCAGGACCGUGCGUUCGAAGCAACCAACUGGACUAUGACGAGGAAGUGAUGCAUAAGUCCACGCAGUAUCUAUACGACUAUGUUCGUCAGGGAAAGUCACAAAGGCCGUUCUCUCUGACGGUCUCUCUCACUCAUCCUCAUGAUCCAUACGCAAUAUCCAAGGAUCUGUGGGAUCUUUACGAAGACGUUGACAUUCCGAUGCCGGAGGUUGUCAUACCCCAGGACCAGCAAGACCCCCACAGCACUCGUCUGCUCAAGUGCAUUGAUGCCUGGGACAACGACAUUCCGGAAGAGGCGGUCAAGCGGGCUCGACGAGCGUAUUACGCCGCAUGCACCUACGUCGACAACCAGAUCGGCAAGCUUCUCCGCAUCUUAAAAGAGUGCAGCCUCGACAAGAACACCGUGGUUAUCUUUUCCGGUGAUCACGGCGACAUGCUCGGCGAGCGAGGGCUGUGGUACAAGAUGAACUGGUUCGAAAUGAGCUCCCGCGUUCCCUUGGUCAUCAACUACCCGCCCCGCUUCAACCAUCGCCGAGUGAAGGAAUCGGUCAGCACCCUGGACUUGCCGUUCACGCUACUGGAACUCGUGGCUGGCCCGAAAGCAGUCCAGAAGUGGGCAGCCCUGUCUCCCAUAGACGGCCGGAGCAUAUACCCUGCGCUCGUGGGUCGACCGGUGGCCGAUGAGGUGAUCGGAGAGUAUAUGGGCGAGGGUGCCAUCACUCCCGUCGUGAUGAUCCGCCGCGGGAAGUGGAAGUACGUGGCCUCCCUCAUCGACCCUCCGCAACUCUACAACCUUGCCGACGACCCGCACGAGUUGACCAACUUCGCGAACGCCGCGAACACCACCGUGGAGAGUAAGACCGUGGCCGCGAGCUUCGAGGAGGAAGUUCGAUCACGCUGGGAUCUGCCAAAGGUCCACCAACGCGUCCUCCUGAAGCAGCGGGAACGCAGACUGAUCUGGAAUGCACUGAGGAAAGGCAAAUUCCAGUCUUGGGACUUCGAGGGGGAAGGCGGGGGGCAGCAACAGUAUAUCCGUUCCAAUAUCCCUCUCGACGACCUAGAACUCCGUGCCCGGUAUCCGCCAGUGGAUGAUAAAGGCAAGACUCUCAUCGUGGCCGUCCCGCAUGGGCAGGCCGGGGCCCAGAAUGAGUAACGCUCUACGAUUGUUGACUCCUUCCAUGGGAUGUCCGCCAUGAGAGGUUGCUUCUCUUACCUACGUCUAUCUUUUGCCGAACUUCGGUACCCA